AUGGCCGCCGCCGUGGUGGACUCGGGAAAGAGGCUGAGGGUGUUCUUCCUGCCCUCCUUCGCGCUGGGGCACCUCAUCCCGAUGGCCGACCUCGCCUGCCGCAUGGCCGCGGCGAGGCCCGCGGAGGUGGAGGCCACCGUGGUCGUGACGCCGGCCAACGCGGCGCGCAUCGCGCCCACGGUGACGCGAACCGCGGCCGCCGGGCACGCCGUGCACGUGCUUUGCUACCCCUUCCCGGACGUCGGCCUGGAGGAGGGGAUCGAGUGCCUCGGCGACGCCGCCGCGCAUGACGCGUGGCGGGUGUACCGCGCCGUGGAGCAGUCGCAGACGAUCCAUGAGCCGCUACUCCGGCACCACCGCCCUGACGCCAUCGUCUCCGACGUGCCGUUCUGGUGGACAACCGAGAUCGCCGCCGAGCUCGGGGUGCCGCGCUUCACGUUCCACCCCGUCGGCGUCUUCCCGCAGCUCGCCAUGAACAACCUUUUCACCAUACGCCCCGACAUCGUCCGGGGAGGAUCCGCCUCCAGGCCGGUGUCCGUGCCGGGCUUUCCCGGGAAGGAGAUCACGAUCCCGGUGUCCGAGCUCCCGACCUUCUUGGUCCAGGACGACCACCUCUCCAUGUCAUGGGACCGGAUGAAGGCGUCCCAGCUCGCCUGCUUCGGUGUCAUCGUGAACACCUUCAUCGACCUAGAGCAGCCCUACUGCGACGAGUUCAGCCGCGUCGACGCGCGCCGAUCCUACUUCGUCGGGCCUGUGGCCCAACCGUCGCGCUCCGCCGUGCACCGCGGUGGUGACGGCAACGCAGACUGCCUGAGAUGGCUGUCCACAAAACCGAGCCGGUCGGUAGUCUACGUCUGCUUUGGGAGCUGGGCCCACUUCUCAGUGACCCAGAUCAAGGAGCUGGCCCUGGGUCUGGAGGCGUCGAACCAGCCAUUCCUGUGGGUGAUCCGCUCGGACGACUCCAACAGCCUGUGGGCACCGGCGGGGUGGGAGCAACGCGUCGCCGGCCGCGGCAUGGUCGUCCGCGGGUGGGCCCCACAGCUGGCGGUGCUGGCCCACCAGUCGGUGGGUGCGUUCGUGACACACUGCGGUUGGAACUCGAUCCUCGAAGCCGCGUCCGCCGGCGUCCCGGUCCUAACGUGGCCACUAGUGUUCGAGCAGUUCAUCAACGAGCGGCUGGUCACCGAGGUGGCGGCGUUCGGCGCGCGCGUGUGGGACGGUGGCAAGCGCAGCGAGAGGGAUGGGGAGGCCGAGACCGUGCCGGCGGAAGCGAUCGCGCGGGCGGUGGCCGGGUUCAUGGAGGCCGGAGGGCAGUGGGAGAAGACGGCGGCCAGGGCAAGGGAGCUGGCAGAGCGGGCGUGCGCGGCGGUCAACGAGAACGGCUCGUCGUGGCGUGACAUCCACCGUCUGGUCGAUGAUCUCGUGCAGGCAAGGGCCUCAGGGCCAGAGACGCCACAAGGGAACCCCGUUAACGUUUAG
Phragmites australis (common reed) is the source of this 1479-nucleotide messenger RNA. RefSeq names its product probable UDP-glucosyl transferase 73B6. The coding region runs from base 1 to 1479 and encodes 492 amino acids. The transcript has a single exon. The record is from RefSeq and is a predicted model, not a curated record. Lineage: Eukaryota; Viridiplantae; Streptophyta; Magnoliopsida; Poales; Poaceae. Gene Ontology annotation, molecular function: UDP-glycosyltransferase activity.